CUUCAUUAUCUGUGGAGAAUAGUCUCGGCCUGAUUCCGUGAUCUGUAGCCUCGAGAAUCGAAAGAAAAUGGCAUUUCGGAUAAAUCACCCGAAAUCUGUGAUGGUACCCUUUUGGAAUCUGCCAAAAAUUGUCCCGGAAUAAAUCCGCCCAAAUCGGUGCUUAAUGGACUCAAUCAUCGUUGGAGAAUAGCCUCAGGCCGAAUCCGUGAUCUGUAGCCUUCAAUAUUCAAAGAAAAUGGUCUUUCGUCGCCCAAGAAAUUACGAAAAUGUCAUCCGAAAAAUAAAUUGGCUAAAAUUGAUGCUUAACGGUCUUAUCAUCCGUAGAGAAUAGGAUCAAUAGACUUCAUUAUCGGUGGAGAAUAGCCUCGACCUGAUUCCGUCUUCUGUCCAUACAAAUUCUGUUGCCUCUGGUUCUAGAGUGUAGUCUGGAGAGCACUCUGCACUUUAUUUCAGUAAUCACGUAUUAUGUCUCUGAUUAUCCAAAUUCUGUCCAUACAAAUGGAGGGCUAGUCUUUUCACGGCGGAGUAUUGGGCUCGACUUCUUUUUGAACAAUGUAAUUGGGCUUUAACAUCAAGCCCAUUUUUCACAUUUCCCAAAAUCUGAAGCCCAAUUUGGGUAAAAGCAUCAAGCAUCUUCCAGCUGAGUUGCUGUAAAGAAAUCUUGGUCUUAACUGGAAUUAUCAAGGAAUCGCAGAUACACGGUUUAAGCAUCUAAAUCAUCGCAUUAUCUCCACGAUCAAACAAGUAACUGGUUACUCUUUCAUAAGAUUUCCACAAACAGAUGUGAAGAUGAGGAAAUAAUGGAGUUACAGAGAGCAAUCUGCAGUCCGGAACAAACAACAAAGUGAAGCAUUAAUGAGGUGCAGGGAUGGAGCUGGCACUUGGCAGGGGGAAAAGCACAAACCAUGAGGUUUAUUAAUGGCGGCCCCCAUAUGUGUACCGAAAAUGAACUGUUCCAUUAAAUUUCUUCCACCUCCACCUCCUUCUUCUUCAUCAUCAUCUUCUUCCUCCUCUUCCUUCCCCUUUCCCCCAACUGUAAACGCCUUUCCUCCUUUUUCCUGUGCACAUUUCCACGCUGUUCUGUUACUGCAAUUUUGUCACGAUUACUUCCUUCCAUUCCAUCACCAUUUUUGCAUGGCGAACUAGAAGCUCUCACCGCCAUUGCUUCCAGCUGUGAAUUCAGGUCGGUUGCCCAAUUAGGUCGGCAAUUUUGUUUGACUUUUCGUCCUCUUACGCGCCUUCGUGUUCAAUUUUCUAUGUUGAUUCUUCACAUUCUUCGAUUAGCACUAGAAAAGCCAUAGCUUUGUAGUUAUGGUGGCUGAACAAACUCACAGGCGGACACUCCAAAGCUAAAAAAGAGAUUGGGAAAGAGAUAAAACCAUAAAACCCUACGCCUUUCUCUGUCACUUACUGUAAAUCUCCAUUGGAAUUCCCCUUCCCAUCGUGUUCCCCACUUCGAUUUCUCAAAAGGGGGAAACCCGUACAAAGUUUCCGAUUCUGGGUUGUUUUCGUUUUUGAUUUCUGGAACAAACCCAAUUCGUGAUUGCGAUUGAAAGAAGAAGAAGAAAGGGGAGAAGGGAGGAAAGGAAAGGAAAUGGUGGGAAGCAUUGAAACGACGGGGAGUCCCGAUAAUCAUCAUCAUCAGCAGAAUGGGAACUCACCAACUCACCAAUCAACCAACGGCGCCAAUUCCGGGCAGGAAGAGAAGCUCGACGAGCUGCGGCGUCUACUGGGCAAAGCCGACGGCGACCCUCUCCGUAUCGUCGGUGUCGGCGCCGGCGCCUGGGGGAGCGUCUUCGCCGCCCUUCUACAAGACAGCUACGGCCAGUUCCGCGACAAGAUCCAGAUCCGGAUAUGGCGUAGGGCGGGUCGGGCGGUGGACCGGUCCACGGCGGAGCACCUCUUCGAGGUCAUCAAUUCCCGGGAAGACGUGCUCCGGCGGCUGAUCCGGCGGUGCGCCUACCUCAAAUACGUCGAGGCCCGCCUCGGCGACCGGACCCUGUACGCCGACGAGAUCUUGAAAGAUGGGUUUUGCAUCAACAUGAUCGACACGCCGCUGUGCCCGAUGAAAGUGGUGACGAAUUUGCAGGAGGCGGUUUGGGACGCCGAUAUCGUGGUGAACGGAGUUCCGUCGACGGACACCAGGGAGGUUUUCGAAGAGAUUAGUUUGUAUUGGAAGGAGAGGAUUAGCAUGCCGAUUAUCAUCUCGCUGGCGAAAGGGAUUGAGGCGGCGCUUUCCCCUGUUCCUCAUAUCAUUACUCCUACACAGAUGAUCAAGCUUGCAACUGGAGUGCCAAUGGAGAACAUACUGUACCUCGGCGGACCAAACAUCGCAGCAGAGAUCUACAACAAGGAGUACGCGAAUGCUCGAAUCUGCGGAGCCGAGAAGUGGAGAAAACACAUCGCCAACUUCCUGCGGCAACCACAUUUCAUCGUGUGGGACAACAGCGACCUCAUUACUCACGAAGUCAUGGGUGGAUUGAAGAACGUCUAUGCAAUUGGAGCAGGAAUGGUGGCUGCACUGACCAACGAGAGCGCUACGAGCAAGUCGGUGUACUUUGCGCAUUGUACAUCGGAGAUGAUCUUCAUCACUCAUUUGCUUGCUGAGGAGCCGGAGAAGCUUGCGGGGCCAUUGCUGGCUGAUACGUACGUGACGCUGCUGAAAGGUAGAAAUGCUUGGUACGGGCAGAUGUUGGCGAAAGGUGAGCUCAGCCGCGACAUGGGAGACAGCAUCAAGGGGAAAGGCAUGAUCCAGGGUGUAUCUGCAGUUGGAGCGUUCUACGAGCUGCUGAGCCAGCCGAGCCUGAGCAUGUUACACCCAGGUGUGAAGAAGCCAGUAGCACCGGUCGAAUUGUGUCCAAUCCUGAAAACGCUCUACACCAUCCUCAUUUCACGGGAGAGGUCUUGUGAAGCCAUUCUGCAGGCUCUGAGGGAUGAGACAUUGAACGAUCCAAGGGAGAGGAUUGAGAUUGCCCAAACUCAUGCUUUCUACAGGCCUUCUCUCCUUGGCCAGCCUUGAAUCAGAUACUACCAGUCAAGUUCAUUUGGUUGGCAUUGUGUUUCUAAUUACUGAUGAUGAUGGAAAUACAAUUUUAUUGUAAUAUAUAUUUAAUAUAUAUAGAAAAUAUGGACUUUGCAAUGAGGAUCAUCUAAAAUUAGUUUGAUCGAGUCGUUAGGCUCUUUAUGACGUCAAAAUUCAAAUGAUCGAGUCGUUAGAACAUUGCCAAAUCUAAUUGGAUGAUGGAUACUAGAGGAGGUUCAACUCAAAAUCCAUGAUCAUCGAGAGUUCAACUUUCUCGAAUUAAAAUACCUUGGAUCU
Messenger RNA from Linum trigynum, 3319 nucleotides. Lineage: Eukaryota; Viridiplantae; Streptophyta; Magnoliopsida; Malpighiales; Linaceae. The record is from the annotation of a GenBank genome assembly.